UCUUGCAGAGACUUCGUGCCGUGAAGAUCGAGUUGAAUAGAAAAGAAAAGAAAGCACGAGAAAACCAGCAGAAGAAAAAGAAAGUAACUUCGAGCAACGAAUUAAAACACAACUGUGUGUGGCUGACAACAUUUUUUUUUACUGUGCAAAGUGCAGUUCCCUUGCGCAUUAAACUCAUUUAAGUAGCAAAACCAAGAAAUACAAUAUUUAUCGGUUCGCGUGAGCGCGGCAAAAGUGCGAGUGCAAGAGACGCUAAAAAGAGCGAUAAAAAAGACGCGUCUUUCGUAGAGCAGCAAAAAAGAGACCUAGAGUCUAAACACAAAAGUAUCUGCAAGUAACGAGACAUAAAGUUCCACAGUCAAAUCCAGCAAGAUGACAACCAAAAUGGCCAUUAACGCAAAGGAUAUUUUCCGCAACCAGCACCGUCUGAUUCGCUUCCUGGAGCAGUCGAUCCGGUUGUGCAGCAACCAGUCACUGAAAGCCGCCCAACAGCAGCAACAGAAAUCGUCGUCGGUGGACUUUGAGAUCACCGCCUCGGUGGACGCCCAAUACACCAGUGCACCGGAGCCCAUCAAGCAUGACAAGAAUCUGGGCCACCAGUUCCGUGCCUCCCAGUUGUCCGUGCGUUUGGCCGCGCCGGAGCAACUGCAGCCGAAGCCGGACAACGAUGGCGAUCUGGGCUUCGGGCGCCUCUUCACCGAUCACAUGCUCAAGAUCUACUACCACAAGAGCCUCGGUGGCUGGCAGCGACCGGAGAUCACGCCGCUGGAGAACCUAGUGAUGCACCCAGCCGCCAAGGUGCUGCACUACGCCGUUGAGCUCUUUGAGGGCAUGAAGGCGUACCGCGGCGUCGAUGGCAAGAUCCGCAUCUUCCGGCCGGACAUGAACAUGAACCGCAUGAACCUGGCCGCCCAGCGUUCCGGUCUGCCCACCUUCGAGGGCAAGGAGUUCGUCCAGUGCCUCUCCCGCCUGCUGUCCAUCGAUUCCGAGUGGGUGCCCCACACGGACACCGCCAGCUUGUACAUCCGCCCCACACUGAUCGGCAUUGAUCCCACACUGGGAGUGGCAUCCUCUGACUCGGCCCUGCUCUACACGAUCCUCAGCCCCGUGGGCAGUUACUUCAAGACGGGCUCCUCCGGCGCCGUUUCCCUGCUGGCCGAUCCCAGUUAUGUGCGCGCCUGGCCCGGCGGCGUGGGCAAUCGCAAGAUGGGCUCCAACUAUGCGCCCACGAUCAAUGUGCAGAAGGAGGCGGCCGCCAAGGGACUGCAGCAGGUGCUGUGGCUCUAUGGCGAGGAUCACCAGCUCACCGAGGUGGGCACCAUGAAUAUCUUCAUGUUCUACGUGAACGAGCAAGGAGAAAAAGAACUGGUAACACCACCGUUGAGCGGCCUCAUCCUGCCCGGCAUCACCCGCGACUCCAUCCUGCGCAUGUCCCGCCAGUGGGGCAAGUUCAAGGUUAGCGAGGCGAACAUCACCAUGCCCAUGGUCUGCGAGCUCCUCAACCAGGGAAGGCUGCUGGAGCUCUUUGGAGCGGGUACGGCAUGCGUGGUUAGCCCCGUGAACAGGAUCAGCUACCUGGGCCAGGAUCUGUAUAUACCCACCAUGGAGCAGGAGAAGCCCGUACACGAGCUGAUCCGCGAGACGCUCACCGACAUCCAGUACGGUCGCGUGGAUCAUCCGUGGUCGGUGGUGAUCGAUUAAGUCACCAAUCCCGCCCAGAAGCCAUCCACCCACAGCUGCUCCCCUUUGUUCCCCCCAGGCCCAUCCCAUCCCAUCCCUUUCCCGUACCGUGUAUUAGUAGGAUUUAGUGCCAAGUGUUUUGUGGGUUGCCAAUGUGCUCGAAUUUGUUUCGUUUAUUGUGCAUUUAUCUAUAUGCUUGCAUAUGCAGAUAUAUCAUAUAUUGGAUAUAUAUAUAAAUAUAUAAUAUAGUAGUAUAUACAUAAGACUAGGGCCGAUUCGUUAAGUUGCAUUUAAAUGUAUAUUUAUUUAUUUAUGUGAGGAAUUCGAAUUGUACAUAAUUCCAACUGGUUCAAUGUUAUUUAUAGUUUUCCAAAUUAUUUUCAUAUUUUUAGUUUUGCGUGUAUGUGUGUUACUUUUUUUUUUGUGUUUGUUUCAUUUUGAAGCUAUGAAUCGUCUUUUUGCGCUUUUACUUCCAAGCAGCAUCGAAAGCAAGGCAAAAUUACCAACUACAAAAAUUUAGACUAGGAUCAAAAGAGAUUGAGAUUGAGAUCGAGAUCGAGAGAAUUCCCCAUGCAAGUGGCUGGAAUUAGUUGAAAACGUACCGGAGGCGAAAUGCAUUUAUUAGCGAGUAAGUGAGUGAGUGAUCGAAGUGUUCUUGGAGGUAAAAGCGGCACGAGAGGCACGAGGGCAGCAGCCGAGCUGAGCUGUGACUAAAGCUAAUCUGAACCUGAACCUGAACCUGAAACCGUCAGUAGAACCUAGGUUGUAGGCCUAGGCUGUAGAUCCUAACCCGAAUCAAGCUGUAUACUAUACCUGUAACCUAGUCGAUAAGCGAUGAAUAAACGAUGACAAAACUCAAGAA
Drosophila santomea is the source of this 2542-nucleotide messenger RNA. It is a transcript of the gene Bcat, whose product is annotated as branched-chain-amino-acid aminotransferase, cytosolic. The record is from RefSeq and is a predicted model, not a curated record. NCBI's taxonomy places the organism in Eukaryota, Metazoa, Arthropoda, Insecta, Diptera, Drosophilidae. The coding region runs from base 373 to 1701 and encodes 442 amino acids. Gene Ontology annotation, biological process: L-leucine biosynthetic process; L-valine biosynthetic process. Gene Ontology annotation, cellular component: mitochondrion. The transcript is spliced from 6 exons. Gene Ontology annotation, molecular function: branched-chain-amino-acid:2-oxoglutarate transaminase activity.